AUGUCCCCGAUGUUCCCACAGUGUCCCCAACAGGACUCCAGUGUGUCCCCAGUGUCCCUAACAGGACAUCGGGGAGACCCUGGGAGCUUGCUGGGGACAAGGGGGGUCCCGUUGGGGGUUGGGGACACUCAGGGGGCCAUUGGGGACCUCACGAUGGCCCCGCGGGCGUGGGCGGGGAGUGGCCGGGGAGGUGACGUCACCUCUUCCUGCUCCCCCCCCACGGCCACGCCGCAUUCCCGCGUGUUCCCCGAGUGUCCCCAGAGUGUCUCCCUCCCGCCAGCAUCCCCCCGGAGUGUCCCCGGAGUGUCCCCAGCGGCCAUGGAGCCCCGCGAGGUGCUGGAGCGGCUGGUGGCCGUGGUGGCCACCCUGGGUGAGCUGGCCGCCACUGUGGCCGGGCCGGAUGGGGAUGUGCUGCUGGCCGUGUCCCCAGGGUCCCUGCAUGCGGCCCUGGGGACAUUCAUUUGUCACCUUCGAGACACCCUGCACCACCGCGGUGUCACCUACCUGGGCCAGGCCCUGGCCACCCUCGGGGCCACCCCAGGGGCCACCUGGGCCCAUGUGACAGCCGAGGCCAGCACCUGGCGGGACUCAGUGGCCGCGCUUGGUGACAGCUGGGCCCAGCUGACUGAGGAGGCCACCAAGCUCUGUGAUGCCUGUGGGGACAGGACCACCACCGAGGCCACUGCCAAGGCCACUGCCACCAGACUGGCUGGGGACUUGCAGGACAAGGACACCCGCUGGUGGAUAGCUGAGGACAACCUGGUGGCCACGGCCUGGCAGCUGCCAGUGGCCCUGACUGAGGACAAGGUGGACUCGGUGCUGGCCAAGCACGAGGCAAGGAUGGCAGCAGCUGCCGACGAGGUGAUGGCAGCUGCCAAGGCCAGGGAAGAGGCCGUGGUGGCCUCCAGCCAGGCAGGGGCAGCCAACAGGAGGGGACAGCGGGCGGAGGUGGCCCUGGGGCCACUGAAGAGCUUGGUGGCCAAGUGUGACAGAGCCAGGGCGUUCCCCAAGGAGCUGCAGCGCCGGCUGGGGGACAUCGAGGCCGCACUGGAGGGGACAAGGGAGGCAUCCGCUGAUGUCCCCGAGGCCUUGAAGGCCGCGGUGGCCGAGACCGAGCGGCUGUGGGAUGCCAGUGCCCGCCUGGCCACGUGUCACCUGCUGGGGACACUUGGGGACAUCCGCAGGCUCCUUUCGAGUUGCCCUGGUGGCCCCUGUGGCCCCCGUGGCCGUGUGGUGGCUGAGCGGUGCCAAAAAGCCAUCGAGGACAUCCCGAGGCUGCUGAGGGGACAGUGAUGUCACUGCCGUGACGCCAUGAAGAGCGGUGAAGCCACCAGGGGACACCAUUGGUGUCACUUGCCCCCUCUCCCCUCCUCAGACGAGAUUAGAGACAAAUUUGGGAAAUUUUCAUUAAAAUUGUCGCAAAUCCUGA
Prinia subflava (tawny-flanked prinia) is the source of this 1429-nucleotide messenger RNA. RefSeq lists its product as uncharacterized. The record is from RefSeq and is a predicted model, not a curated record. The coding region runs from base 1 to 1293 and encodes 430 amino acids. The transcript is spliced from 2 exons. NCBI's taxonomy places the organism in Eukaryota, Metazoa, Chordata, Aves, Passeriformes, Cisticolidae.